Molecule: messenger RNA, 2221 nt
Organism: Patiria miniata (bat star)
Lineage: Eukaryota; Metazoa; Echinodermata; Asteroidea; Valvatida; Asterinidae
Gene: tomm70
Product: mitochondrial import receptor subunit TOM70-like
Exons: 11
Coding region: 30-1742 (570 amino acids)
Molecular function (GO): protein binding
Source: RefSeq, a predicted model, not a curated record
CCCCAUGCUAUGCUCCGCUUAAUUUCAACAUGGCCGACAGUGGGGAAGCAAGCGCCGAUGUCGGCAGUUCUUUACCCAAAUCCUGGAAAAUUGCUUUGGCGAUCGGAGCUCCGAUCGCCAUCGGUGUUGCUGUGGGCGCCUUCUACUACAGCAGGAGAAGAUCUGAUCUGUCGAGCGGUGAAAAAGGAGGAAAAACGCAGACGAAGGGAAAAGCGAAACAGGGCGAACCUACCGCUCAUGCCGCUGCAGCAGACGAACGGACCCCUGAAGAGAAAGCUCAAGGAAGUAAGAAUAAAGGCAACAAAUACUUCAAAGCGGGGAGAUACGAGCAAGCCAUCGCAUGCUACAACGAGGCAAUAGAGCUGGUCCCACUCGACAAGACUAAAGACCUAUCCACUUUCUAUCAGAAUAGAGCUGCAGCACAUGAGCAAUUGAAAAAUUAUGCACAGGUCGUGACUGACUGUACAAAAGCGCUGGAGCUGAAUGCACGCUACGUCAAAGCGCUGUUCAGACGAGCCAAAGCGUUUGAGAAUAUGAACCAAAAGAUGGCAUGUUUAGAAGAUACGACUGCCGUUUGUAUCUUGGAGAACUUCUCCCACAACCAAAGCAUGCUGCUGGCGGACAAGAUGCUGAAAGAAUUAGGCAAAGAGAAAGCACAGCAACGAUACAAGGAGCGAGUUCCUAGCCUGCCUUCUGGACAGUUUAUCCGAUCCUACUUCUCGUCUUUCUCUGAUGAUGGAAUCUCCAGAUCAAGCAAUGACUAUAAUGAUGAAGGAGCAGGGGAUGUUGGAAACACAGGCUACCGCAAGGCACAUCGUCUCUUUACCAACGGCGAUUACAACGGAGUGAUCGAAGCAUGUGACGAGGAGAUUAACACGGAUGGAGACAAGUUGGCCGAAGCUCUUCUCAUGAGGGCGACAUUCUAUCUCUUGAUGGGCCAAGCAGCUGAGGCCAGACCUGAUCUGGAUCGACUUAUUGGAAUGGACGAAAGCAGUAAAAAACUGCGUGCCAACGCUUUGAUCAAGCGUGGCAGCAUGCAUAUGCAAGAGGGCAACUCAAGCGACGCAAUGAAUGACUUCGCUACGGCCGUGAGAAUCGAUCCUGACAAUGCAGAUAUCUACCAUCACAGAGGCCAGUUGAAUCUUCUUUUGGACCGGAUCGACGACGCAGCGCAGGAUUUUGAGAAAUGCAACAAGCUGAACAGCAACUUUGCCCUCGCACAUGCUCAGUACAGCUACGCUAAGUACCGCCUCGCGCUUGUUCACCAGAGUCCUAUGCAGCUACACACGGCAAUGCAGGAACUGGAGAAUAGCACCAAGAAAUUCCCAACAUGCGCUGAGGCCUUCGCUCUGUAUGCACAGGCUCAGAGCGACCAGGGCCAGUUCCAUGUUGCAGAUGAGUACUUUCAGAAAGCGAUUGCUCUGGAGCCGGACAACCCGACAGCUUAUGUCCAUAGAGGACUUCUACAUCUAAGUUGGAAGAAAGACGCAGACGGCGCGAUCGCCAUGAUCCAGAAAGCGCUGGAAAUAGACAGCAAAUGUGACUUUGCUUACGAGACACUCGGAACAAUAGAAGUGCAAAGAGGCAACAUGUCAGCUGCUAAGAGCUACUUUGAGAAAGCGAUCGACUUAGCGCGAACCGAGAUGGAAAUGUCUCAUCUCUUCUCGCUUAGCGUGGCAGCGGAAGCGCAGCGCAACGUGACCACCAAGUACAACAUAACACCGCCCUCGCCCAUCUUGUAGAUGUCAAUUCAAAUCGUCAAUUUCAAGCGUCAGAACUAAAGAUUGUAGCAACAGCAAAGUGGCUGGUUUUCUCUCUUCGAUGUAUCAUGUUCUUUCUACUAAGUUUCAUACAGCUACUAAACACAGAAACUACAUUGUGCUAAGUGAGAACAGGUUACCAGCCAAAAUUUCAAGCAGUUUAUUGUAUGCAACUGGUUCCCGGCUGAUUUCUGCUAAGCGCAAAAAUUGCUUUUAAUAGCUUUAUUUUCUUGCAAAGCAGCACCAUUAAAGAAAAAGUCUUAAAUUACUCUGUAUUAUUUUGUAUUCAUUUGGUCAGAGUUAAUUGUAUGAAUCAUACUCAAAUGCGCCAUUUUGAGAACAGUUUGGUCAGAAUGAGUCCAUGGUACUCUUUAAGCGCCAAAAAUAUGUGCUUAGCAAAGCUCAGGUUGCCAGCUAAAAUAUCGUGCAUUGUUUAUUUCAUGUGACUGGUUGUCGGCCAU